Messenger RNA from Mitosporidium daphniae, 699 nucleotides. RefSeq lists its product as uncharacterized. Bases 1 to 699 code for a protein of 232 amino acids. The record is from RefSeq and is a predicted model, not a curated record. NCBI's taxonomy places the organism in Eukaryota, Fungi, Microsporidia. The transcript has a single exon.
AUGGCCAUACGAUUUCCAAGGAUAACCUUACUGCAACAGCAACCAUCAUCGCUUGGGCACGUGAACACAACAACAUCACGAGCGCAUAUGGUUGCAUUUUCAUCCUCUUUAAAAGGUCACAAGCUUAUAUCGAGACCCUUUGCCAGUCUCCUUUUAGAUCGCAGCCGCCGUUGCUGGGGCUCCUCGGCCACAAGCAUCACUGCCACUGGAGUGGUGGAUCAGCAAGACGGACGCCUACAGGCGCUCAUUUCCGCCGGAUUCAAGUCUGUAGAUGCAAAGUAUCUACUAAAUACCCUUGAGAGGCUUUCCGAGGCGAAAGCAAAAGAAAUCAGAGAGUCAUAUCUUACCAAAGAUGAAUACAACUCCAUUUUGAAGGCGUACAAUUCUGGAAUCGAUCGUUUCUUCAUCGAAAAUCAAUCUGUGCAAAAGAACAGCGACGAAUCGGUGCAGGAAGGCUAUUCCAAUCUUAUUCAGCGAUCCUCCGCCCUGAACUCUUCAAUAAUCGAAGAGAUCAAAAGCUAUGAAUCAGGCAUUCAACUGGACAUAAAUUUGGAAAAAAAGAAGCAGCAAGAAUUCGUUUCAAAGCUCAACGCUCAAGCUUCAAAUAUCGACAAAUACAUGACCACAUCCGUUGAGAAUGUGCGCCAAAAACUCACCGGGCUCGAGCAGAGUGGAAAGUAUGCCGUUUUUGGUAAGUGA